Seminavis robusta is the source of this 1245-nucleotide messenger RNA. NCBI's taxonomy places the organism in Eukaryota, Bacillariophyta, Bacillariophyceae, Naviculales, Naviculaceae. The record is from the annotation of a GenBank genome assembly.
AUGCAGGAGGGAGGAGAACUUUCUGAAGCCAAAGGAGACGAACCAAAGGAGGAUGAGCAAGUCGAAGAUGAGGAGGUGGUGGACAGCUGCGAAAAGAAGAUACCCCCUACCAUAGCCAAGAUCCCACCUGAUGAUGAUAUGAGUUCUUCUGUAGCUGCUGCUACCACGAAUACCACUGCUUCUUCCGUGGCAACCAUUCCCGCUCAAGUUGACGAGGCGGAAUCUAAGAUCUUUGAUAAGGUUAUCGAGAAUAUUCAGCCUCUACCAGCAGAACAGCAGGAACAACAAACUCGUUGUGACCGGCCCUCCCAACCAGGCGCAUUUCCAGUCACUGUUGCAGCCGGGGUAGAACGACCGCCGCCGGCUCCAUUGCUAGUCGAAGAAGAACAAGUAGAAGAGGAAUCCGGUCCUCCUCCUUUGGAGCCGCAUCACGAGGAAGCCGAAACAUAUCUUCCGGUGGCCACAGAACUUGCAGCCUCGGCCGAGCUGGUGGUCACCCGAGAAGAAAUUGAACAAGAAAUGGCGACCGAACUGGAAGAUCGGUUGCGCAAGGAAUUCGAAGAGCGACUGUCGCAGGAAUACGUUCGCGUCUCUCAAUGCGCCGAGGCUCAAACUGUCGAGAUCGAUCGUAGCGCGGCGUUUGACCUCGGCGACCGAAACAGUGCAUACAACAGCAACUACGGCAAUAACCACAACAACCGCAAUGCGUCUUCAGACUAUCCAAACAAAGCAUUAUCAGAUGCUACCCGAAGGAAGUAUUUCCUCGCCUCGACCAUCUUGGUGCUCGUUGUCAUCCUUGUGGCUGUCGUCGUACCGACAGCGGUCGCCAAGUCUUCCUCUGAGGACGUGCUUCUUUCGGUGAGAGAACGGGGAUUUCUGCGUUGCAAGCCAGAGUCCCUGGAAGUCGAGAAAGGUGCUGGAUUCACCAUUGAUCUAUGCCGUGCCAUUGCAGCUGCUGUUUUCAAUGAUUCUUCCAAGGUGGAUUUCACCUACUUCACCUUCAAGGAACACUUUGCUGCCAUUGCAGAUGGAAGAUUGGAUGUAUCGGCCUCUCACGUGUCCUUGAAUAUGGGACGGGAUGUGCGAGAAACACACACACAUGUGGGCUUUUCCUAUUCCACGCCCUACAUCUAUACUGGUACUGGAUUGGCUGGUGUGCCCAACUUUGUGCAGUGUGCACAAGAUGCCGAGACAUUUGCCAACGACUGUCGACAUUUGCAAGUGCAUUGUAUUCUGUUCUACUGA